AUGAAGUGCUCCCUCCAUAGUUUGGGAAUUGUGACGGAGAACGGUAACAAAUGCCUCACGGUGAAAUCUACUCCGUUCCUCGCAGAAGAUGUAACGCAAGUUAUCCCUGAUGGCAAACUAUCCGUAACCGCCUGUAAACCGUCCAUACUCAUCGGAAACGAUUACUUCUCGGAUCUUGUACUCUCCCAUAACUUUUAUUACAAGAAUCUAUCGAAAGGACACCGCCUUCUUCACACGACUAUGAGAGACAUUAUCUUGAAAAAAGCUCUUGAUACCAAGCUCAAAGACUACAGCUUUGCCUCCAUCGAGAAUGAUGACAUCACCAACCCAGCAAACUAA
Molecule: messenger RNA, 339 nt
Organism: Strongylus vulgaris
Lineage: Eukaryota; Metazoa; Nematoda; Chromadorea; Rhabditida; Strongylidae
Source: the annotation of a GenBank genome assembly